Messenger RNA from Aureobasidium musti, 3213 nucleotides. Lineage: Eukaryota; Fungi; Ascomycota; Dothideomycetes; Dothideales; Saccotheciaceae. The record is from the annotation of a GenBank genome assembly.
AUGGCUUCGUCAAUACAGGAGCUGGACGCCACUGUCCAAGCCUUCUACUACAGCAGUAACAGCGAACAGCAAAAACAAGCUCAAGCCACCCUCAAUCAGUUCAAGGAAAACCCCGACGCAUGGCUCAUGGUCGACAAGAUUCUUCAAGAUGCCCAAUACGCUCAGACCAAGUUCCUCGACAAUGUGAUCAUGACGCGGUGGAAGGUUCUGCCCCGCGAGCAGUGCCAGGGCAUCCGCAACUUUGUUGUUCAGUUCAUCAUCCAAAUGUCGAGCACCGACGAGAGCCUGCGCAAGGAAAGAGCUUUGAUCAACAAGCUCAACCUGGUCCUCGUUUCCAUCCUCAAGCAGGAGUGGCCUCACAACUGGCCUACCUUCAUCAACGAGAUCAUCUCUUCUUGCCACAGCAGUCUACCCAUUUGCGAGAACAACAUGGCCAUCCUGCGUCUCCUCUCAGAAGAAGUUUUCGACUUUUCCGCCGAACAGAUGACCUCCACCAAGACGCGCCAACUCAAGCAGAGCAUGUGUGACGAAUUCACUUCCAUCUACAACUUGUGCAGCGAGAUUCUGCGCACCGCCACACAACCCUCGCUGAUCAAGGCUACUCUCGAGACUCUGCUCCGCUUCCUCAACUGGAUCCCUCUCGGCUUCAUCUUCGAGACACCACCCACUGGUAUCAGCUUGCUCGAGACUCUUCGCAGUCGUUUCCUUGAGGUUCCCGAGUUCCGUAACGUCACUCUCAAGUGUCUGACAGAAGUCGGUGGUCUCCAGACUGAACAGCAGUACAACGAGAAGCUUAUCGCCAUGUUCACCGACACCAUGACAACCAUCUCUACUGUCAUUCCCUUGUCGCUCGAUCUCAAGCAGACUUACGCCUCCAGCAACAGCCGCGACCAGGAAUUCGUCCAGAACCUUGCACUCUUCCUCACCAACUUCUUCUCUAACCAUCUCAGCAUUAUCGAGAAUCUGCCCAACCCUGACUUCCUGGUUCACGGACACUUCUACCUCAUCCGCAUCAGUCAGAUUGAUGACCGCGAGAUUUUCAAGAUCUGUCUGGAAUACUGGACUAAGCUGGUUUGCGACCUCUACGACGAGAUGCAACAACUUCCCAUCACCGACCUUAACCCCCUGGUCAGCAUGACAAUGAGCGGUCUUUCCAACGGCGGCGCUCCUCAUCCUCAGGCCAUGGCAGGCUACCCUCUCCGCAAGAAUAAGUACGGUGAAGUCCUGACAAACCUGCGUCAAGUCAUGAUCGAGAAGAUGGUCCGUCCUGAGGAAGUCUUGAUCGUCGAGAACGACGAAGGUGAGAUUGUCCGCGAGUUCGUCAAGGAGAGCGACACCAUUCAGCUUUACAAGACCACCAGAGAGUGUUUGGUCUUCUUGACUCACUUGGACGUUGUCGACACUGAAACCAUCAUGUCAGACAAGCUCUCCAAGCAGGUCGACGGCUCUGAGUGGUCUUGGGCAAACUGCAACACUCUUUGCUGGGCUAUUGGAUCUAUCUCUGGUGCCAUGAACGAAGAGACCGAGAAGCGUUUCUUGGUCACUGUCAUUAAGGAUCUUCUUGGCUUGACUGAACAGAAGCGCGGCAAGGACAACAAGGCUGUCGUCGCGUCAAACAUCAUGUACAUUGUCGGCCAAUACCCUCGUUUCCUCAAGGCUCACUGGAAGUUCCUCAAGACGGUCGUCAACAAGCUGUUCGAGUUCAUGCACGAGACCCACGAGGGUGUGCAGGACAUGGCUUGCGACACUUUUAUCAAGAUUGCCAACAAGUGCAAGCGUCACUUCGUCCUGACCCAGCCUGGCGAGUCGGAGCCCUUUAUCGAUGAGAUUGUACGUAACAUGCGCAAAAUCACUUGUGACUUGUCCCCUCAACAGGUUCACACCUUCUACGAGGCUUGUGGUUACAUGAUCAGUGCGCAAGGCCAGAAGGCUAUGCAGGAACGUCUGAUUGGUGAGCUCAUGGCUCUUCCUAACCAAGCUUGGGAUGCCAUCAUUCAGUCCGCACAUGUCGAUCCCAACAUCCUACAAGACGCCGAGACCAUCAAGGUUGUGGGCAACAUCAUGAAGACAAACGUCUCUGCUUGCUCUUCGAUCGGAAGCUACUUCUACCCUCAGAUCGGCAAGAUCUACCUCGACAUGCUCACCAUGUACCGCGCCAGCAGUCAGCUUAUUGAUGAAGCUGUGCAGAGAGAUGGUAACAUUGCCACCAAGAUGCCCAAGGUCCGUGGUCUCAGAACCAUCAAGAAGGAGAUCCUCAAGUUGAUCAGCACAUACGUCGACAAGGCUGAUGACCUUGAGAUGGUUCACGAGCGCCUUGUACCCGACUUGUUGCAAGCUGUUCUUCUUGACUACCAGAACAACGUCCCUGAUGCUCGCGAGGCUGAGGUCCUGAACGUCAUGACUACCAUCAUCAAGAAGCUUCAGGGCUUGAUGACCAAGGAUGUCCCUGGCAUUCUCGGUGCUGUCUUCGAAUGCACUCUGGACAUGAUCAACAAGGACUUCUCCGAAUACCCCGAGCACCGUGUUGAAUUCUUCAAGCUUCUCCGCGAAAUUAACUUGCGUUGUUUCCCUGCUCUUCUUCAGCUUGACCAGCGCCAGUUCAAGUUCGUCAUCGAUUCAUGCAUGUGGGCCAGCAAGCACGACAACCGCCUUGUUGAAGGCGAAGGUCUCAACAUGUGCUACGAGCUUGUCCAGAACAUGUCCGAGACCGACAUGGAGAUCAGCGGACCUUUCUUCCAGAACUUCUACACUACCAUUCUCCAGGAUGUCUUCUUCGUCUUGACCGACUCUGACCACAAGGCUGGCUUUAAGUACCAGUCUAUGCUCCUGGCACAGAUGUUCUACCUCGUCGGUUCCGGCAAGUUGAACUCACCCAUCUACACCUCUGACAUGGCACCUGCUGGCACGUCAAACAAGGAAUUCCUCCAAAACUUUGUUGGCAACCUUCUUGUCAACGCUUUCCCCAACCUCACUCCCGCACAAAUUCAGAAGUUCAUCUCAGACCUGUUCUCACAAGCCGAUGACAUCAACCGCUUCAAGCUUACAUUGCGCGAUUUCUUGAUUCAGCUCAAGGAAUUCGCUGGUGACAACGCCGAGCUGUUUAUCGAAGACCGUGAGAAGGCUGCUCAGGAAGCCAAGGUGCAAGAGAGGGAGCGUGCCAUGAAAGUUGGCGGUCUUCUCAAGCCCAGUGAGAUUGAUGAUGACGAGCUGUGA